AUGGUUGGGGUGAAGUCUGCCACAGACGUCGUGGCAAGCUCGCAGGCUUCCUUCUUGCAGCUGACACAGCGGGAGGCUAUCACCAAGGACCUGCAGCGAAUCCUGGCGAGGCAUUCCAGCGACCUCAGCUCUGCGACCAGCGGGGAGCUCGCAAGCUUCCUGCAGGACCCCAGCACAGGCAACGUCCAGGGGGUGCUACAGGGCCUCGCGGCCGACUUUGAGGGAGACCUCAAAGAGCUGCAGGAAGAGGAGAAGACCAACAAGGCGGAGUACGAGAUGCUCAUCGCGGCAGACGGCUGA
Molecule: messenger RNA, 300 nt
Organism: Effrenium voratum
Lineage: Eukaryota; Dinophyceae; Suessiales; Symbiodiniaceae
Source: the annotation of a GenBank genome assembly